This is a messenger RNA of Vespula vulgaris, 6368 nucleotides long. RefSeq lists its product as uncharacterized. The record is from RefSeq and is a predicted model, not a curated record. Gene Ontology annotation, cellular component: phosphatidylinositol 3-kinase complex. The transcript is spliced from 2 exons. NCBI's taxonomy places the organism in Eukaryota, Metazoa, Arthropoda, Insecta, Hymenoptera, Vespidae. Gene Ontology annotation, molecular function: 1-phosphatidylinositol-3-kinase regulator activity. Gene Ontology annotation, biological process: intracellular signal transduction; phosphatidylinositol phosphate biosynthetic process. Bases 2093 to 4051 code for a protein of 652 amino acids.
GAAAAGAAUAGUCAUAUGUAUGUAGCAGUACCGUGAUAUGUUUCAAGGUUGACAGAAUGUGGCUUGUGUUCAAGGACAAGCAAAGAGGCAUUACUAGGAAAUGGUAUACGUUUUGUGACGGACCGAAUUCCCCUCCCCUCUCCUCCCCUCCCCUUUCCUUCCUUUCCUUUCCUUUGCUCCCCACUUUCGAAUCUGAAAUCGUAGAAUUCACGACUUUAUUUUACUCGGACGAAUCGAUUUUAUGACUUCUAACAAUAGCGCUUUAGUCUCGGCAAUCUGAGAAAUCAUUUGCAUUUGAUCUCCUUUUUUUUAUUUACCCGAUGUUUCCUUUUCUCUCUUUAUUAUAUAGUAUCCCAUGAAUAUUCAUUGGAUCGACGAAUUUUUUCGAAUCAAAAACGAGCACUCGGAUUCUCGGUAAACGAAUCCCGGUUACACCGUUACUUGAAUUUAUUAAGUUCUACGACGAUCGUUCCAUCGCUUCGUAUUUGCAUACGAAGUGUUUCGAGUGACGUAUGCAUGGUGUAUAUACAUGUGUAUGGGAGUGCGCGCGCGUGUGUAUGUACGUACGUACGUACGUAAGAUGAAUCGGAUCGACGUGAGCGAAAUGACGAAAACGCGAAUGUCCAGGAAGGAUACAAACAAAUUUACUCCUUUGUUUUUUUUUCCUUGUUUUCUUCUUGUUUUCUUUCUUUCUUACAAUUUCAUGGUAAAUAGGUUAGAAGUGUGCUUAGCGAAAAUGUGAAAAAUAAUAUUCGUCUUGCUUUUUUUCCUUUUCUCUUUUUUUUUUGUUUUGUUUGUUUGCACAUAAUAUAUCGCCACGUUCGUGUGAAAUUAACCCAUUUGAUAAUAUUAUCAACGUCUCGGAAACGCAUAACACGCGCACGCACUGUAUGUGACUACGCAACGUUUAGCGUGAAAUCGUCAUUACCGUUGCCUUUACUAAGAUUAUAAGCCACGAAGGAUUUCGUAGAAUCGAUUACGCUAAAUGCAUUCUUAUGAACCUUAUCAAACCAGUUCGUUAGUGUUUCUUUCGGAUAUUCAUUGAUGUUACAAGCUAAUUGGAAAUGCUUGUGUUCUCGGAAGCAGCCUGCAAGUUUCUUUUUUUAUUCCCACUUAAGAUAAAUGUAGCGAGGCGUAAAGAUAAGGGGUAAAUGUAGGAGGAAAAAAGUUAAAAAGUCGGAACGUUUCGAGUCAUUCAAAAUCAAUUGCGUUCGGGUAAGAAGAAUUUGCUGGGUAAACAAAACAAAACAAAACAAAAAGAAAACAGAGUUAUAUUUUAUGACUAUCGUUAAUAUUAUUAUUUAUUUUUAUAAGAUUUUUUCAAUAACGAAAGAGAGAGAGAGAGAUUUUGAAUCGUCCGCUUACGCAUCGUUUUAUACCUGCAUUCUUUCCUACUGUUGCUUGUAAGCGUAACGAGCCAAACAACUUCCAAGCCUAUCGGCGUGAAAUACUGAGAAAAAAAAGGAAGACGAUUUUCCUGGGAAGACUAAUAAUAAUAUCUAAUAAUACGUCGACUUCGCUUUAACGUUACGCACAAUGGCGCAUUAUUCUAUUAUUAUGUUCAUAAUAGGGACGAAUCCAAGGUGUCUCUCUCCCUCUCUCCGUCUCUUUCGUUCCUUUUUAAAUACGUUUAUGAUGAUAAAAUAUGCAUGCAACCCACUCACCGUGCAUUCACGCCACAGCACGAAUAAGAGCGUACGUUAGGUAGAUAUGUUGCACACUGUGACAAGAGAGAAGACCACACGUUCGUCAGAGAUUGCCUCAUUCACGUACGUGCGUGUUCUGACGAUGACGUCGGGUCUCUUCCAUAUGGGCUCGAAAAAGAAAGAGGGGGAAGGGGGGAGAGAGAGAGAGAGAGAGAAAGCACGCGCGCGCACCUCCAAGAAAGAGUACAACUACGAAAACGAGAGAUAAAUAGAGAACGGACGAGACGAAAGAGUUCGUUGAGCGAAGAAGAGGACGGAAUUAUCUUGAAAGUGACGUCACGCAAUCUUUCAAACGAAACCCGCGAAAAUGCCUCCUACGUGUGACGGCCUGCCACCAAUGUUGUACUUCACUCUACGAAGGUGACGCGAGCUAAUUAAGUUUCAAGAUGCUGACAGUGAUGUGUCCUAAUUGUCGCCAUCGGUUCCCGGCGACCGGUUGCUGCGAUCCGAGAGCAACGCAAAAGGACAAUAACUUCGAGGAAACGUCGGCUUACUACGGCGGUAUGUUGGUGCCCAGAGGAUAUACCAGCGGUGGUGGUUGUGUGAUAAACGCACCAACGAUCAUUCACGGACCAGCUAUUAUCCAGUCGGACGGACGUCAUUGCGGUUCCGUCACAAGAAUCGUUGACGCCGAAACGAUCGACUCGGCGAAAGGUCCGACAUGCGAUAACGAUAAGCCGAUGAAGAACUCGACUUGUAAUUCGUCAGAGAGGCUAACGAAGUGUCCACGACCUGAUCAGUCCGAUGAUCAGACGAAAAUGCAAACGGAAGAUCGUCAAUCGCCCUCGAUAUGUCGUAUAACGACUACUUGCGAUCUGACAGGUGGUAGCGUGACCAUUUCAACACCCAGUAUACAGUCAGGAGGUUGUUUUAUUCAAAGCACCAAUUCUUGCGUCCUGGUGCAGACUCCGCACGUCGAAAUUCGUCCGAAAUUGUCGGGCGGAGGUUGUCUUGUUCAAACGAAAAUAUCGACGGACGAUCAGGACGACAGUUUAGUUGCGAAGUCGACGAUGGACGAACAAAUCGACGAUACCAGAUGUGCCUUUUCCAAUCUCGAAGAUAUUUAUUCGAAUAGAAUGACUCUGAUACCACCGAGUGGAUGUCAAGAAUUACCGGGUAUCAGGAGGAGUUCUUCGUCGAAGGUCUGCUCGGAAAAACGGCCGAUCGACGAAGAUUUCGAUAGACCACGUUAUAAUUUUUGCGAAGGUGACUCUGGAUUUUCUAGUAUCAAAGUAACGCACAAGCAAGAUUCCCGAACGCACGACAGGUUUCACGAUAAAGAAGAACAGUUACCAUCGAAACAGCAGUCAACGACGAGACAUCGAGCUACCUUUCAAGAUCCGGUCUUUUGUUCGCGACCGCAGUCCGGUUGCAUGGAAAAGAAGUCUGAUUGCUCGCACAACGACGUUCGAAAUCUUUGUCAAGGGAACAUAAUGAUGGUUAAUAAUGGGUUGCAAUUUAAUCCGUCCAUAGGAGACUUUUCGAAGAACUCAAACGAUCACGAAUCUCUUCUUCAUCCUUCUAGCGGCGUUCAGAUUCAAGUGAACGCUACUGUUCAAUUGCCGGCGAAUUUAGGUCAAUGUUUCGUGAAUAUAACGGCAACUAGAACGAAUUCCAACUGUCCUGAACGUUCCGCGGUUAUCGGAAGCUGUAACAAUUUCAACGGUGGUGGUAUCGUCGAGUCAGAGGACGAUUGUGUUAGGAACGAUUCCGUCAUGAAAGAUUGCGACAACGGGAGUACUUACAAUAAUACAGAAAGAAGAGAGGAAACACCAACUACACCUGUUUCUUGGGUUAUCCCUUGGGGUUUUGAUACCUACCUGAUAGACAAGGAUAGAGCAAAAUUACUGGAGGUGAAGAAACUUCUUCAAACGUGCGGAUGGUAUCACGAGGGUCUAAGCUGGCAACAAAGUGAAAGUCUUCUUAAGAACGCUGCCGUUGGCAGAUGGUUGAUGAGAGAUAGCUCGGACAGCAGAUACACCUUUGCUGUUUCCGUGCAAACCGAAAGGGGUCCAACAUCCGUCAGAGUACACUAUUUUCUUAGACGCUUUAGGCUAGACGCAGAACCAAGAUUCGCUCUUGCCAUGCCGCUCUUCGAUUGCCCUAUCAAAAUGUUAGAACAUUACGUCGAGUAUUCGAAAAGAAUAGAUGAGCAUAGGAGAGAGGUCUGGGUCGAUUUUAGCGGCCAACUUUACAGUCAAAUCUACCUCACGAAACCUUUGGUCAAAGAAGUUAGAUCCCUUUCCCACUUGGCAAGAUUGAGCGUCAACAAGAACAAGUUACCUACCGAACAUCUGCCACCAAUCAUCAAAAAUUAUCUCGCGGAGUAUCCGUACACGCUUUGAGUAUACGGUUUCGUUGCCUCUCUUCCACUUUUCUUACGAGCUAAACACGCGAGACAUCUAUUUUUAUAUUAAUUCCAAACAUUCAACCGUUUGCUCGGAAUUUUGUUGAUGGGAGCUGUCGUUCAGAGAUCAUUUUUCUUUUCUUGUUUUUUUCUUGUUCAGUUUUCUUUCCUAUUUUCUUUUUUACGCAACAGACUCGAUAAAUUUUGAAUAAUUUUUUUUUUUAGGGAAUAUCACAUUUGGUGGCGGUAUAUGCUAUUCGGAAUAAUAUAUAUAUUCGGAAUAAUCGUUCAAAAUGUUUUGAUUCCGAGCAUUUGGCCGAUGGGAAAAGAUGAGGUGAAGCGAUAGUUGUAUAAGAAAUAGAGCACGGAUGAGAUAUCAGAUUGAUAUGAGAAAUGAUACUUCACGUUACAUUCAAUUUUCAAGAUUUUUCUUACACCAAUUCAUCGAGCAAUAGCUACGUACGUAGCGAAUGAGAAUUAUUUUCUAAUAAGAAUUCCGAGAUAUAUAUAUAAAGAGAAAGAUCGAUCUACAUAGAUUUAUGUAACGCCUCAUUUUUAUUUUUAAGACUGGGACAGUACGAACAACGAGAGCAAUGAUACUUUUUUUUUAAGCUAUACUUUGAGAAGCAAACUCUUCAACUUGAUCAGGAAUGCGUGUUGACGUUGUUCGAUUGAAUUAUUAGUGCACGGAUCCUGAAAUUAUAUCCUUAGUAACUUUUUAUUAUUAUAACUUAAAUGUGUGUUCGCGAAAGGCGUAUUGCGCUGUACUGAUAAGUUGAAUGAAUUUCACUUUGGUACUGUUCUAACAUUCUGAAGGAUUGUAAUCCCACUUUUCCGAGUAUUUAUUUAGGGACUGAAAUAUUUUAACCUAUAUAUAUAUAUGAUGUAUAAUGUUGUCUAAAGUCAUUGUGUGGAUUAAUUGCCACAUUUCCUCCUAACGUAAUACGCUUAGAGUUAAGUCGCCGCGCUAGACUUACGCUAAUAUGUUGUUAAUUUGCCUGUUUUUGUCGGCAAAAAUGUUUUCAACGAAAGUCGAAGCGACUGAAUUAAACAAAUUUCUCUGAUUAUUCGAAUAUAUUCAUCUGCCAUACAGCAUUAUGAAUAUUUAAAGUAAAUUAGGAUUUCUAAACGACCGUUCGCAGCGCCAGAAAUAUAUAAUGUCGAAUGAAAAAUAACGUAAAAGUAUAGGCAACUUAAAUCGAAUAUAAUAAUAAUAAUAUUAAUAAUAAUAAUAAUAAUAAUAAUAAUAAUAAUAAUAAUAAUAAUAGUUAUAAAAAUAUAAUAAUAAAAAUAAUAAUAGUAGUAAGUAAAUAAAUAGUCAUUGUAGUUAUAUCGAAAGUCAUCAUAUGGAAUUAGUUUACAUAUUGAAAUUUUUUACCGUCGAUUAAACGGCAUGAAAGUAUUGUUUAGCAAAGGACCUCCAGGUCCUUCUUAGGAUGAGCCAUUGAUAACGUAUCAAAUUUGCGACGAGUUACUCGUUAGAAGAAACAAAAAAAGGAUAAUAAACAAAUUAUGGCGCUGUCAUAUGAAAUUCCUAAUAACGUUGACCAAUGCAUAGGUCAUAGUAUAAUGAAAGUAUUUAAUGUAAAGUCAUAUUGAAAUUCUUGUUAUUUUUGUUUACAGUGUCAAUCGUAAAUAAAUCGUAUAAUACAUAAUAGUCAGAACUUUCGAUGACCAGCAUCCAAAACGAUGUGAUAAUAAUCCGUUGCCAGAAAAUAAUAGACGUGUAGUAGUUUUAUUGUCAAUAGUAAAUAUUGCAUUAUUAUAUACAAGUAAAAAAGCUAUUGUAACAGACUGCUCUGCGGGUAUUUUCGACUGAUUCAAUAGAAAGUAAAAGGAGGUUUUAGAUAAUUUGUGCUUGAACAAUUUUCUCUGGUAAUUUUAUUAUUAUUUUCUGCGUUCUCUUCUAUUGCAACGUUUCGUUUUUCUCUCGUUUAGAAUAAGAUCGUUGUAAAAACCUCGCUUCUUUACGAUUCUAUAAUUAACCGUAUAAUGUGUGGUAAAGAUAAAUUAUACGUGCGAUAUAUAAAUGUAAUUGAAAAUAGAUUACCUUUAGAUAGGUCUAUAUCUAACAUUAUUUCGAACGAAUAAAAAAAAAAAGAUACACGUACAUUUCGUUUUACAUUUACGUUUCAAAUUGAAAUUAGUCAAUUCUAGAAAAUAAUUAUUUAAGUUAUUUCUUCAUAUUUUCACGAUAUUAAAUUUAAUAUAGUAGAGUGCCCAUUAUCAACAGUCAAAUGUGAAUUGAUAUCGUGAUCCCGUACUAUCGUUGAUACAACUUAUGUACUUUAUAAUAAAACAAUUUCUUAAAAACA